Exophiala mesophila is the source of this 1563-nucleotide messenger RNA. RefSeq lists its product as uncharacterized. Gene Ontology annotation, molecular function: iron ion binding; oxidoreductase activity, acting on paired donors, with incorporation or reduction of molecular oxygen; monooxygenase activity. The record is from RefSeq and is a predicted model, not a curated record. The transcript has a single exon. Bases 1 to 1563 code for a protein of 520 amino acids. Lineage: Eukaryota; Fungi; Ascomycota; Eurotiomycetes; Chaetothyriales; Herpotrichiellaceae.
AUGGCAAUAUCUCAAUACUUCCUCUCGCCUAUUCUAACAAAUCCAACCUUAUCUUUUUUCUUCUUCCCUGUAAUCCUCCUGACUGUUCGUUUCCUAUAUCGUAUCUCCGCCUUUCAUCCGCUCUCUCAUAUUCCAGGCCCACUACUCGCACGGACGACUUCUCUUUGGCUGACAUACCAUGCCUGGAUUGGCGAUGAAGCCAGCACCGUUCAUUCACUUCACGCCCGAUAUGGCCCUAUAGUCCGCACCGGACCAUACAGCAUCGACAUCCUCGACGGUGACGCAUUGGCCACAAUAUAUACCGAGAAAGGUGGCUUCACCAAAGCCGACUUCUACUCUAACUUUGACAUUGAUGGUCAUAAGAGCAUCUUCUCCGAAACCGAUGUCUCUCGGCGAGCUCCCCGAGCCAAAGCAGUGGCACAUCUCUUCUCCACGUCGAGUCUCCGGCAGGGCCAAGAUGUGAUAUAUAAAUGUGUGGAUCGAUUCGUGGAUCGACUUGCUCAAGGUUCUCGACCAGAAAAUAAAGGCAAGCCACUGAACGUGUUGAACCUGACACGAGGCCUCGCCGUCGAUGCUGUGUCGUCGUAUCUCUUUGAUGAUGCCUACGGAGCACUCGACGAAGAUUCUGUCCAGAAUGAGAAACACUCCGUCCGGCAUGAGGUGAAAGACUCAGUCCACUCGGACCAAGAAAUGAGCGCCAGCGGAAUGGUCGACUGCUUCGUCGCCGUUGGCCGGUUUUGGUACCUCCCCAGCUGGGCAUUCCAACUCCUCGAACGCUUCGACGCAUGGUGGAACACCGAAGACGAAGUAUCACACAGCCUUACACUAGUCGACGAAUUCGUCGCCCGCGUCGUCUCACAGGCCGAAGGAGCUAUCCAAGCCUACGAGAACGACGUCAGCAGCCACAAACAAUCCCCUCCACCAGGAACAUAUCCUGCACGGAUGCUGCUGGCUGGAUUCACACAGUCAGAGGUGCGCGCACAGUGCAAAGACCUGAUCUUCGCGGGGACGGACAGUACGGGUAUGAAUGUCGCUUCGAUUCUCUUCCACCUGGCGCGUAAUCCGGAAAUAUACCGUUCUGUUCGGGAGGAGAUCGUCCAAGCGAACCCGACGUUUGACGAAUUGCAAUCAUUGCCGCGACUGCGCAAUGUAAUAAAAGAAGGGUUACGUAUCUCUAUGGCCAACCCGUCACGACUGCCGCGUGUGGUUCCAGCACAAGGUUGGAUGUUCAAGUCGACAUUCUUUCCUGCUGGGACGGUUGUGAGCUGUACGCCCUACUCAUUGCAUUUCAAUCCAGAUGUGUUUCCGGAUCCAUUCGAGUUCAAACCUGAACGGUGGGAGAAUGCGACUGAUGAGAUGGUGCGUGACUCGAUUCCGUUUGGUCUUGGGCUCCGGCAGUGUAUCGCCCGCAAUCUCGCCACGGUCGAGUUGUACUGUGCUGUUGAGAGAGUGCUGCGUGCGGAUGUACUUGCUAGAGCUCGCACCGCCGAUAAUCACAUAAACAUCUUGGAGUGGUUCAAUAGCAAGGUGGUUGGUGAAAGAAUUGAUUUGGUUUGGGAAUGA